This is a messenger RNA of Periconia digitata, 504 nucleotides long. NCBI's taxonomy places the organism in Eukaryota, Fungi, Ascomycota, Dothideomycetes, Pleosporales, Periconiaceae. The record is from the annotation of a GenBank genome assembly.
UGUAGUGGUGUAGCGACUAGUCGUCUCGUUCUUUCCUCAGUUGAACAUCUGGUGGUGCCUUCCAUGUUUGUUACACUACUAAUUUAUACCCGCCUUGACCUCACUACCCCAAAUAUUCUUUACCUCAACGUAACACGGUGCCCUACACUAAUAACUUCUUCGGCUCCCACUUUCGAACUCAACUCGAAAAAGCUCCUACUCUUCCUCCCCUCACCUAUAACACCUACACAUCCUACAACAGAAACAACGCAAACAUCUCCUAAUCAUGCGUCUCUACACGCUCCUCCUCUCUACUGCAUCUCUCGCUCUCGUCGCUCUCGGCGCUCCGUAAGUCUCCCUCUGCAAUUCCACGCUCAUCAUGUCACCUCGAAACUAAACUCCACCGCAAAGUCUCGACUCUACGGCUGCCGUACCUCCAUCCAAGCUGUCCAUCCCAUCUCCUCCCGUCGACGCAGCCCCGGUGUCAGAUCCCCUGGUCGUCCUCACCGUCUUCAACGAUGUUGA